GGAGUUUGGGGAGGGAGUUUGGGUCCCAACGGAAGAAGUGUGUCCUGCAGGUUGGGUGGAGGCCCCCAAAGCCUCGGUGGUGUCACCAUCACCUGACACCCCUGUGGCCCCAGAUCCAAGAUGUCCAGACCCCUGGAACGAACACUGGCUGUGAUGGUCACCACCUUUCACAAGUACUCAGGCCAAGACGGCGACAAGUUUAAGCUGAGUAAGCGGGAGAUGAAAGAACUUCUGCACAAGGAGCUGCCCAGCUGUGUGGGGACGGCGAUGGAUGAGGAGAGACUGAAGAAGCUGAUGGACGACCUGGAUAAGAACAACCACCAACAGGUGGACUUCCAGGAGUAUACUGUUUUUCUGGCCCGCGUCACUAUGAUGUAUAACGACUUCUUCCAGGGCUACACAGAGCGAUCCUGAAACAGAGCCCUCCACUCCCUGCCCAUGGGUCUUUCAGGCCCAGGAGGACUCUCUAUCCCUUCUAGUUUUGUACUCAGUAAACUUUUUGUUUGAAGAUAACAUUGUAGUUGCUGAGUGAUGUUGUAUAACCUCACUGGCUCAGUUGGAAUGCUGGAAACCGAGGGUCUCCUAGAUCUCAUCUCCUGCUGGGCCCUUCUGAAAUCUCCCUAAGGCCAUGGGUUCCAGACUUUGGGAUUUUGAAUGCAAGUAACAUUCUGGACAUGGAGAUAAGUUGCUAACAUUUGAUUUUACCAAAUAAAAAAUAUUUAAAAAGGCAAAUACCAUAUACCAACACUAUCAUUACCUAAAAAGAGAAAAUUACAAUUUUAA
Messenger RNA from Trichechus manatus latirostris (Florida manatee), 783 nucleotides. It is a transcript of the gene S100A2, whose product is annotated as S100 calcium binding protein A2. The record is from RefSeq and is a predicted model, not a curated record. Bases 121 to 414 code for a protein of 97 amino acids. Lineage: Eukaryota; Metazoa; Chordata; Mammalia; Sirenia; Trichechidae. The transcript is spliced from 2 exons. Gene Ontology annotation, molecular function: calcium-dependent protein binding; calcium ion binding; transition metal ion binding. Gene Ontology annotation, biological process: endothelial cell migration.